AUGGUCAAACCCAAGCAAGUCGGACAUCUCGUCAUCAACGUUUCGGACGUAGCGGCUUCCACCAAGUUCUACACCGAGAUCCUCGGCUUCGAUAUCGCCGUCCAGCGGCCCACCGCCACGUUCCUGACCUGCGGCGAAAUCCAUCACGACCUCGCCUUGUUCCAGGCCGACGAGGCCUCUCCGGAGACGCGCAAGGGCAACAUUGGCUUGAACCAUUUCGCGGUUCAGGUCGAGGAUCAUGACUCCCUGCGUGACCUGUAUCACACGCUGCUGGAGCACGAUGUCAAGGUUGAUCGCACCACCGACCACGGCAUGACCGGGAGCGUUUAUUUCGAGGACCCGGACGGCAAUGGCAUCGAGUUCUACUACGACAAGUUUGAGACUCCCGAAGAAGGUCUGGCGGAGAUGCGGCGAGAAGGCCGCGAGAACACGGUUCUAGUCCUCGACUAG
Geodia barretti is the source of this 450-nucleotide messenger RNA. NCBI's taxonomy places the organism in Eukaryota, Metazoa, Porifera, Demospongiae, Tetractinellida, Geodiidae. The record is from the annotation of a GenBank genome assembly.